AUGUACACCUUAUUAAGCGGCUUCUACAACUACCUCACUCGAAAAGAAGAAUACUAUGUGCUUAUUAUCGGUCUUGACAAUGCAGGAAAAACCACUUUAUUAGAACGCAUAAAGUCCAUCUUCAUGGGCGUAGCUGGUCUGGACCCCGAUAAAAUUGCACCCACAGUUGGAUUGAAUAUUGGCAAAGUGGAUAUCAAAUCAUCGAGAAUCAACUUUUGGGAUUUAGGAGGACAGAGAGAUUUGCAAUCGAUAUGGGAGAGAUACUAUUCAGAGUGUCAUGCGAUAGUUUUUGUGGUGGAUUCAACAGAUCCAGUUCGAUUAGACGAGUGUCGAGAUACGUUUGAAAAAAUGAUUACCAAUGAUGCAGUUGAAGGAGUGCCUGUGCUGAUGCUUGCUAAUAAGCAAGAUGUAAGUGGGGCAUUACGGGUAGAGCAAGUCAAAGAGGUGUUCAACAAGAUUGCAGUGAAGCUUGGCGCUCGUGAUUCCAGAGUAUUGCCUGUCAGUGCUUUAGAAGGGAAUGGAGUAGAAGAUGCAAUAGACUGGUUGGUAUUGCGGUUACAGCGAAACAAGAUAAACCGACCACCUGUAUUUCGUUGA
Molecule: messenger RNA, 597 nt
Organism: Mucor velutinosus
Lineage: Eukaryota; Fungi; Mucoromycota; Mucoromycetes; Mucorales; Mucoraceae
Exons: 5
Coding region: 1-597 (198 amino acids)
Biological process (GO): Golgi to plasma membrane protein transport; intracellular protein transport; protein localization to Golgi apparatus
Cellular component (GO): Golgi apparatus
Molecular function (GO): GTP binding; GTPase activity
Source: RefSeq, a predicted model, not a curated record